AUGCUACUGCUUCUCUGCCAUUCCCUCCUGCUCAUCUUUGCUCAACAGUGCUUCAGCAGGGCGCAGAACAAUGGGCAGCUGCAAGCUCCUCAGGGUGGACGGGCUACGACAGAGAGACGCCAAUUCUGCCAGUGGCCCUGCAAGUGUCGGCAGAGACCUUACUGUGCCCCUGGUGUCAGCUCUGUCCUGGAUGGGUGCGGCUGCUGUAAGAGCUGCGCCCGACAAAUUGGAGAGCCGUGCAACGAGAGGGACGUGUGCGACCCACACAAGGGCAUGUACUGUGACUUCUCCGCAGACAAGCCAAGAUACGAGGUUGGAGUGUGUGCAUACAUGAUGGCGGUAGGCUGUGACCUGAAUGGGGUCCACUAUGAGAAUGGAGAAUCCUUCCAGUCCAGCCCCCUCUACAAGUGUACAUGCAUCGCUGGAGCCAUCGGCUGUACCCCUGCUUUCAUCCAGAAGCCUGCUGGUCUCUUAGGCUCUGCACCACUGAUCAGCAACACGCCAGCUGGCCUUCGCAGUGGCCAGAGCCCAAACAAGCACCAGCAGGACACUACCUACAUGUCAGGUUACAGGGACCCUCCUUUAGCCUGGAAGAGGAACUGCCUAAUCCAGACCACCCACUGGAGUCCCUGCUCCAAGACCUGUGGCCUGGGCAUCUCUGUACGUGUCAACAACGAUAACAGCAAGUGUGAGAUGAGGAAAGACCGCCGCCUGUGCUUGCUGCAACCGUGUGAGAAAAGCGUGCUCAGGAGUGUCAAGGUGCCAAAGGGAAAGACGUGCCGACCCAAAUUCCAGGCAAAGAAAGCAGAGAAGUUGACUCUCUCUGGCUGUACCAGCAACAAGAAGUUUAAGCCCACAUACUGCGGUGUGUGUACAGACAAGCGCUGCUGUGUCCCCAACAAGUCACGCAUGAUCAAGGUCAACUUCACCUGCAAAGGAGGCUCCAACACACAGUGGAAGAUGCAGUGGAUAACGUCCUGUGUGUGUCAGAGGAAGUGCAACGAUCCGGGCGACAUGUUUUCUGACCUGCGUUUACUCUAAGGACCCCAAACG
This is a messenger RNA of Pundamilia nyererei, 1053 nucleotides long. RefSeq names its product cellular communication network factor 6 (gene ccn6). The coding region runs from base 1 to 1041 and encodes 346 amino acids. Lineage: Eukaryota; Metazoa; Chordata; Actinopteri; Cichliformes; Cichlidae. Gene Ontology annotation, cellular component: extracellular matrix; extracellular region. Gene Ontology annotation, biological process: positive regulation of cell differentiation; cell adhesion; signal transduction. The transcript is spliced from 5 exons. Gene Ontology annotation, molecular function: integrin binding; heparin binding. The record is from RefSeq and is a predicted model, not a curated record.